This is a messenger RNA of Harpegnathos saltator (Jerdon's jumping ant), 4699 nucleotides long. Its product is annotated as growth/differentiation factor 8. Gene Ontology annotation, cellular component: extracellular region. The transcript is spliced from 3 exons. The coding region runs from base 1149 to 2348 and encodes 399 amino acids. NCBI's taxonomy places the organism in Eukaryota, Metazoa, Arthropoda, Insecta, Hymenoptera, Formicidae. The record is from RefSeq and is a predicted model, not a curated record. Gene Ontology annotation, molecular function: cytokine activity; growth factor activity.
AGAGAGAGAGAAGGAAAGAAAGAAAAAGAGAGAGAGAGAGAGAAAGAGAGAGGAAAAGAGAGAAAGAGAGAGGAGAGAAAGAGACAGGCAAAUAAAAUCGGUCGAUCCUGUGGCUGCGAAAGCCGUACUCCGAGGGAACCAGCUCGGAUUUGGCGCCAUGACGCCUUGGACACGUCCGCUUGAGAAUAGACUCUGUCACUGAAAGAGUGCGCGGCGACCGCGUGUGUCACAGAGUGACAGCAAGCUGGCGCCGGGACUGAAGGUCACGACGAUGCAACGGACCGCAUGACCCGGCAGGUUAAUCGACAGAACCAACUCAGCACCAAGCCCCGAUGCACCGAGACACCCAAGUGCCUUCUGUGAUUCUCUUCUCUCGCGGUGAUUGGUGUGCGUGAGAACGUUUCUGGUGAAUCCGCAAGUGGAACGGAUUGCUCCGGCGCUGCACUACUCUAGCAAAUUCCCUCCCGAUCCUGAAGAGCAUCCUAGGCUCUGUUUAACCCGAUAACAAGACGCUCGCUCUGCUGCCGAGAGAAAUCGCGAGCUUUUCAAGUCACCACGUCACAGUUGGAUAGCUUCGUGACGGAGGGUCGAAGAAAGCGAAACUGGAUCGCGUGGAUCGCGACUGUGAUCGAGGCCGGUCGUCCAGUUCCGGCGGAGCAGCGACCUUAGGGCAGCGCGAUAAGCCAGGGACCAGGAAGCUUCUGGUAGUGGAGAACGUAUGGUUGCGUAAGUUCAGGAAGAAGCUGGCGGUGAGAGAUAAGCGACGAAGAAAGAGACUUCCCUCGCGGAAGAAGCCGGAGCUGCGUGGAGACAAAUAGAGGUGGAGGACGAGAAACAACGGCGAAACCGUAAACAUUCUUCAAGAGGAAUGAGCCAAAGAAGGAGGUAAAUUCGCGAGAGAACGGCAAGUUGCCCACGCUGAGAGACCAAGUGACAAAAGAAGAGGCACGAAAACUUCGAAGACGAAGAGAGAGAGAGAGAGAGAGAGAGAGGAGGAACGAAGAAAGCCUAACAGAAGCUCCGAGUUUCAUCCCGAGAGAAAACAAGGACUCAGCGAGGAGAAGCGACGAUGCUAUCGACGAUCUGAUCGUUCUUCUCGCGACGAAGGCCGAUCGUAGUUAAUCCGAUCAAGGGCGACCUUGAAGAAGAUGGUCACGAGGGCGCUGCUGCUACUCUCGCUGGUCCUCCUCGGUGCCUUUGACGCCCCCGGCAUCGAGAGACCUCACGUCCGACACCUGGCGAUGGCCGGUAAUGCCUGUAGCGCAUGCAGGAUGCACGAGGAGAUCCGCGCGUUGAGUCUGGAGGUCAUCAAGGAGCAGAUCCUGAACAAACUCGGCCUGAAGCAGGCGCCCAACAUAACGGGCCGGGCCCUGCCGAGGAUCCCGCCGAUCUCGAAGCUGAUGGACAUGUACGGGAUGCAGGCCGAUCAGCCGCCCGAGCCUGGUAUCGCACACCACGAGGAGUUCGACGAGUACGCCGCGAAGACGGAAAGCGUCUUUGCCUUGGCGCAACCUCAUCAAAGGCUAAGGCACUGGAAGAGCGGCAACCUAGACGUGCUGUAUUUCAAGUUCUCCGACAAGGUGGUGCAGCAUCGUGUCACCCGGGCAGAAUUAUCCCUGUGGAUAUGGGGCACAAAUCAGGACGGCGGGGAGCUCGGCGAGCCGAUGGGCUUGGAGAACACAAAGAACCAGGAAGCGGUAACGAUCACGCUGCAGAGGAUUCUUCGCGGCGCGGGCGAGUCGGGUCAGCCGCAGCUGGGGCCAGCCUUGACGACGAAGCACCCUCGGCCGAUUGGCCGCCGGGGUACUUGGGUGACGAUCGAGCUCAGACGAAUGGUGGCUGAGUGGUUCAAGCAUCCCAGGGACAAUCUGGGGGUGGCGUUGAAGAUCAUCGGUCCGGACGGCGCUCACCGCAGGAACUCCCGACUAGUCGAGACUAAUCCCGGAGCGGAGUACGCGCCGUAUCUCGAGGUGCAGACGCAGGAGCUCGACUCGCGAAGAGGCUCCAGGAUCAAGCGGAACGUGGGACUCAACUGCGACGAGAGCAGCCAGGAGACCAGGUGUUGCCGGUACAAGCUGACGGUAGACUUUGAGAAGUUCGGCUGGGACUGGAUAAUCGCACCCAAGAAAUACGAUGCCAAUUACUGCUCGGGCGACUGUCCGAUGGCCUUUCUGCCGGCCUACCCGGUUACGCACAUCGUCGGCUUGGCGGAACCGCCGAACAACACCGGACCGUGCUGCGCACCCAGAAAGCUGUCGGAAAUCACGAUGCUGUACUUUGACAACGAGUAUCAGAUCGUAUUCUCGCGGUUGCCAGGCAUGGUCGUCGAGCGUUGCGGCUGCUCAUAGUCCACCUUCGAGAGGCCCGAGAGAACGAACGCGACGGGGACGACGGGGCCGAGAGUGUCGUCCCGCGAUGAUUAUCUCCCGCCGCUCGGACCUCGAAUCCCGACGUUCGUGCUGGUCGUUGUCCCUGUCAAUCGUCGUCGCCGUGUCCUCGGCGAUUCCUCAUCCGAUAGACUGAAAGUGCCUUGUUCGGAGAAAGAGUCGAAACGGAGAGUAGUGUUGGGUGACGCGGACCUCUUCGGAGCACCAACCAUAACGGAGUGAAUUCCAGAGGGAGAGAGAGAAAGAGAGAGAGAGAGAGAGAGAGAGAGAGAGAGAGGGAGAGAGAGAGAGAGAGAGUGCGAGCGGGUGGCUAGACGCUCCGCUGAUGAGUCGCCAGUGAAUCCUCCAAGACUGCGUAUGUGCUGGCUGCCGAGGGAGUCCAGAUAGGAGUGAACGAAGGAACGAGAAAAGGACUCGCUCGCGUCGUUAGUGAAUGGCAUCUCGACGGUGGUCCGUACAAUCCACGGCAAGGCGGAUAGUUCCUAGAGUCAUGGUAUUAUUUUUAAGAUGCCGAUACGUUUGCACCCGAUCCACGAUGGACGGAGUUGACGACGACCUCGCGGCUCGUCGGGUCGCUCCCGAAGGUCAGUAUCUCGCUCCCCGGUGCCGGGGGAACACGACCGACCGACCGGGGCAUAGUUGUAACGUUUACGGCUUACCACGAGCGUUACAACCUCGCAAGAAGCCCGGCGUGCUUUCGCGAUGAGCAAGUACAAAACCUUGUUGAAACUGUUCGUCGUCGUGCCCCGGCUCGCGAGACUUCGAGGGUAACGUUUACCGCGUCCGGUCGUUCACAGCACGGCCGACGUUGUAACCGAGAGAAGUGUGCAGCUCCUUGGCUCCAUCUCGUCUCGGUCUCUUCUCGUUUUGUCGGACAUGCAAGACGCAUGUCGUCACCCGACGGAGGGCUCCGACGAUCGGAUCGUGGAAACGUGUCGGCCAAAAGAUCUCGGUGUACAGUAAACAAAAAAUCGUUGUUUUUUUCUUUUUUCUGAUGUUUUUUCCUCCUCUUACCCCUCUCCCACCCCCUUUUCCUCUUCCCCGCCCCCAGUCUUUCUACUAUAUUAUAAAUAUAUUUCUAUCAUUCUGACCGUUUUUUAGCGAAUUGUGAGAAUGCGAGAGAGAGAGAGAGAGAGAGAGAGAGAGAGAGAGAGUGUGUGUGUGUGUGUGUGUCGAGUUGUGUAAAUAAUUAUGUCGUAACAGGCAAGUGUGACGUCGCUUUGCUGAAGAUCCCUGGGCCCCGAAAGGGACCCAACGAGGAUGUUACUCGUAUAUCGGCGGAAAACCCUGUAACCCCUAACUUUUUCUAACAAACGUGUGCGAGUUGCGGCUAUAUGCACGGCCCGACGCGAAAACGUCCAAUCGCGCACUCGGGAUCGUUCUUUUUCUUUCCGUCUCUUUUUUCAUACGUACAUAUCGUGGCAAUUGCAAAUUUCAUUCGUGUUCCCGCGGUCGGUUAACGUGCGAUCGCGGGACCAGUAUUGAGCGUUUCUUUCUGGACAACCGGUGAACAUAACGCGCGCAACGGGCAAGGAAGACGCGCUCGGUUUUCGUAGCUUUCUUAAUAACUCAUGGUAUUAAUAGUUAUACUCGAAACACGUCGGGAGAUGCGCGCGCAUGAUUGUCACGCCGGAGACGGACGGCCCUUUUUGGUUUCGCCUUUGGCUUCUCACAUGUGUACCUUCUUCACUCCGCGCGAUACGUAUAGAUUAAAAGGAAGAAAAAUUAAACUGGACAUCUCCCCGGGCGAAAUUAUCCCUGCCGACAGGUGUUCGUCCGACAGGCUCGAGUUUCAUUGGUUUCCGUAGAGAGCCGCGCUCCUGACCCGCUCCUAUUAAUUAUGUCACGACGACGGAGAAGGUCAGUGCCAUAACACACGUAUAGACGUAUCCCCCGACGCUUGAACACAGUUCCAGUUAUAUAUAGCGAUUGAGACCGAUGUAACUUCGAUGAGUUCCUGAAGCCUACGUGCUUCAUCUGGAAGCAUGGAAGGCGAUUCACGGCCCAGAGGGUGCGCCCAUCUCUUCCCGCCCCCCCCUCCUCUCUCGUCACCUUUCGAUUCGCUGCGUGCGAGAAUUGAGCUCGUCGAGGUUCCAUCGGUUUUCUCAGUCCCUCACUGUAUAGCGAUCGUCAAAAUCCGGAAACACGCUUGAAACACGCAUCUAAUCGCUGUCGGAGUAACACCCAAUCCCACGUUUUUCCCUCGGCUUCGAGUCAAGUGCACACUGUAGCUAUUGUUUGUAAAAUAAUAUACGAUACACGAUCGACUUGCGCACCGUCCCUGAACUUUAUGUGAUUGUAAAGGAAAAAAA